Spathaspora passalidarum NRRL Y-27907 is the source of this 246-nucleotide messenger RNA. RefSeq lists its product as uncharacterized. The record is from RefSeq and is a predicted model, not a curated record. The transcript has a single exon. Bases 1 to 246 code for a protein of 81 amino acids. NCBI's taxonomy places the organism in Eukaryota, Fungi, Ascomycota, Pichiomycetes, Serinales, Debaryomycetaceae.
AUGAGACCGCCACCAAGAUCAAUAGAAGAAUAUCUAUACCGACUAUUAAUGGAUUCACCCGGUUUUCACAGAUGGGUUCGGAAAGUACAUGCAAAAAUUAAUAGAAUAAAGCUAGAAGAAUUCCCAGAGGCUAGCAAGGUUAAGGAAUUUGAUGUACAUACUUACAAACCUACAAGAUGGCAUAAGAUUAAUGCAUUUAGAAUAAUUUGGUUGGACGAAAUGAAACGAAAUUUUAAAUUUUGGUAA